This is a messenger RNA of Achroia grisella, 1524 nucleotides long. RefSeq names its product synaptic vesicle 2-related protein-like. Bases 1 to 1524 code for a protein of 507 amino acids. NCBI's taxonomy places the organism in Eukaryota, Metazoa, Arthropoda, Insecta, Lepidoptera, Pyralidae. The transcript has 10 exons. Gene Ontology annotation, molecular function: transmembrane transporter activity. The record is from RefSeq and is a predicted model, not a curated record. Gene Ontology annotation, biological process: transmembrane transport.
AUGGGAAGAGAUGCAGAAAUUCGGUCUCGUGGUCACAGUGAAGUGAUGGAAACCAAAUCAUAUGGAUACGACGAGGCUGUUGAGUUAACCGGUCACGGUUGGUACAACUUGUACGCGCUGACGACUUGUUGCGUGAUCAUCCAUGGCGUAUCAUUGGACAUGUUCGGCUUCAGCUUAGUAGUGGCAGCCUCCAAAUGUGAUCUGCAACUGAACCUGACAGAAAUUGGUCUACUAGCGUCUGCUCCGUUUGCUGGAAUAGUAUUCGCAUUUCCAUGGGGCUACUACUCAGACACUCGCGGCAGGAAGCGGGCGCUGAUGGUGUCUGCUAUCGGUGGCUUCGUACUGUCUGCACUCAGCAGCUUCUCACCUUCCUGGCAAGUUAUGCUGGUGUUGAAGAUAUUUGGAUGCAGUUUCUCAUCGGCAUCAUACACAUUGACCAUGAUAUUUUUGGGCGAGAGUACCAUCAACCAGCACAGGAGUCGCUAUAUGUUUAUUUUGAAUGCCUUCAAUUUAGCAACGGAGUUAGUAUCUUUUGCUCUGGCUUUCCUGAUGUUACCAUUGGAUAUUAGCAUACCGAUGCCCUGGUUAGGCAUUGAUUUUCGAUCCUGGCGCCUUUUCACCUUAAUCAUGGCUGUUCCCCUUGGAAUUGGAGCCAUCAUGCUCAUAUACCUCCAAGAAAGUCCCAAAUAUUUGGCCAAUAAUGGAGAGUUUGAUGAAGCUCUGAGAGUACUCAAGAUUAUGCAUAAAGCAAAUACUGGGAAUAAGACUGAUUAUCCGGUUAAGCAGUUGUUUAUAAAAGACGUACGAAACAAUGACCGGUCGUUCUGGAGGUCUUUAGUGGAGCAGACAGUGCCUCUAUUUAAACCUCCGCUCCUCUGCACCACCAUAUUCUUGUGCUACCUGAUCGCUAUAUGCAUGAGUUCUAACAACGUAUUCUUCAUGUGGUACCCGACAAUGGUGAAUAUGUUCUUCAACUCAUUCUCCAAUGACACUAACGAUAGUUCCAGCUUUUGUGAUAGAAUCACUGGCGCCAUUUUAACCUCUGAUGUUGCAGUUGAUGCACCCUGUGACGCUACAAUAUCCGAAAACACAUUAUACUCCGGUAUGGUGUACGGACUUAUAUACAUCUCCUUAACUCUAAUAUCCGCUCAACUUGCCACCUACCGUCGGACGGUACUGGUGGUCACCCUUGUGGUAGCAGUCGUCUGUUGUAUUCUGGUGAACGCUGUGAAUCAACCAAUAGUCAAUAUGAUAGCGUUCAUUCUGCUGCAGGACACUGUUGUGGGUUUAGGAGGGGUUAUGGGGUAUUUUGUGGAUCUAUACCCGACUUCCUACAGGGGUAUGGCGAUGAACUUGGCCGUGAUGUUUGCAAGGUUAACAGCAUUGGGUGGGGUAAAUCUGGUUGGCGCGGUCAUCGUUGAAAACUGCAGUUUAACGUUUUACCUGUGGUCCUGCUUUGUGUUCAGUGGCGUGGUUGGAGCACUUGUGUUUCUACCUCCAGACAAGCGAACAAUAAAAUCUUAG